GUAUCACACAGAAACACACGUCCCACAUUUAAAAAUAUGGUUUUUAUUUACUUUUUUGUUUUCUUACUAGUUCCAUCCAGAGAACUUUGUCCCUGUUUUCUGGAAAAUUGUUUUAUUUUAUUGUAAAGACCUGGACCCCAAAAUAUGUCCUCGUUCCCCAGCUGGCCCAGGGUGACUGUGAGGAUAGACUUGACAUCACAAUAUCCCUUUUCUGAGGAUUCAUGCCCUUGGAGGGUGGGGUAGGAGGAGGGGUAACCCUAGGAGAAGUCAUCACCACUUUGUCCACCAUGGGUGAAGUAUGAAUCAGUAGCCAUGCCAGGCCUCAGCUGGGCCACAUCUGGAGAACUGGGGUGAGGGCACAACAUCGCAAAAUACCUGGCCCUAGCCUGGUCACUCAUCCCUUUUUGGGCAACAAGGAAACUAUCCUGUGGCAUGAGAACACAAUACCUGAGACAAAGGCCAGCAGAAACAUUUGCCUGCCCCUACCCUUUCUGCCCCAGCUUCCACCUGCACCCCAUCUGCCCGCCCACUGAAGCGCAUGUCGCAUGCCAUCUCUCGAACAUCCAGGAUGUCCCAGAGUGGAUGUCCUUCAGGUCUUUCGGCAGAUAAAAAUAUCUCUUCAAGUGCCACUCAAGUGAUAGUGAAGACUGCAGGCAACCAGAAAGACUUUAUGGUAGCUGAUGACAUCUCGGUGAGGCAGUUCAAGGAGAUGCUAUUGGCUCACUUCCAAUGCCAAAUGGACCAACUAGUGCUGGUCUUCAUGGGCCGCCUUCUCAAAGACCAUGACACACUGAGCCAGAGGGGCAUCAUGGAUGGCCACACCAUCUACCUGGUCAUCAUGUCCAAGCAUGGCUCCAGAUCUCUAGCCCAUUCCUUCCAGGAUCUGCCAACGAAUGAUCCCUGCCACUGGGACAGAAACACCAAAGGAAACAGCAGCGGGGUGCACCAACCAACUGGUAUGAAUCAAGCUCCAGUAGAAUUGGCCCACUUUGUGGGGCCUGAUGCACCCAAAGUGCAUACCCAGAACUUGGAAGUGAGCCAUCCAGAGCACAAAGCACAGAUGCUGGAGAAUCCUAGCAUCCAGCGGCUUCUGUCCAACAUGGAGUUCAUGCGGCAGUUCAUCUCAGAACAUUUAGACACUCAACAAUUGAUGCAGCAGAACCCAGAAGUUUCCCAUCUUCUUGACAAUUCUGAGAUCCUAUGGCAGACUCUGGAGCUGGCCAGGAACCUUGCUAUGAUCCAAGAGAUAAUGCAGAUCCAGCAACCUUCACAAAACCUUGAGUAUCCACUGAAUCCACAGCUGUAUCUGGGCUUAGAGACAAUGCCAGGUGGGAACAAUGCCCUGGGUCAGAACUGUGCUGACAUUAAUGAUCAAAUGCUGAACAGUAUGCAAGAUCCUUUUGGAGGAAACCCUUUCACAGCUCUCCUGGCAGGAAAAGUGCUGGAACAAGUCCAGUCUUCACCUCCACCUUCACCACCAUCCCAGGAACGACAAGACCAGCCACAGCAUCCUGCAACCCGAGUCAUCUAUAAUAGCUCUGGUGGUUUAUCUUCAAACACCUCAUCCAGUGACACCCCUAACAAGGUCAACCACACUUCCAAGGCCAACACUGCUAUGAUCUCCACCAAGGGCCAGAGCCAUGUCUGUGCCACUCGGCAGCCAGCUGGGAUACCAGCCUUACCUAGCAUAGAGCUUACCCAGCAGCUUCAAGAAGAAUACAAGGAUGCCACUGUUUCUCUAAGUAGCUCCAGAUAGAUAUUAGAGGGUGAUCUCCAGCUGUCAGAUGAAUAGACCAGCUCCCAGAUCACAGGAGGCAUGAUGCAGUCGCUUAUGAACACCCCCUACCUGGCAGCUCAGAUUAUGUUGUUCAUGAGUAUGCCUCAGCUGAGUGAACAGUGGAGGCAGCAGCUGCCCACAUUCCUGCAGCAGACACAGAUUUCUGAUCUGCUUAUUGCUUUAGCCAACCCUAAAGCAUUCCUAGCAAUAUUGCAGAUUGAGCAGGGCCUCCGGCUGCUGGCCACAGCGGCUCCGGUUCUUCUGCCUUGGGUUGCACCUUACCUAUGGGGCUUGGGUUGGCUUUCUGCCCCCAGCUGCAGCUAUCCUGACACAGUGCUCUGUUCCUGGAAUGUUUCGGAUAUACCCGAGCCUAAGGGACCUGAGUGCUGCCACAAACCUGGAACAGUCCUGUAGAGGCUACAAUCCCCAGAUGGGGACCCUUCCCACCCUCUGCAAGCUCAUGAGAUUCGUUUUAGCAAACAGAUGGAAUCUCUCCAGGCCCUGGAAGCUGGGAACCACCAUGCCAAUCUACAGGCACUCAUUGCUACUGAAGGGGACGCCAAUGCUGCUACCCACAAGCUCAAGGGAUCCCAGAGAUUCUAACCACCAUGCCUACUUCUUUGCUUGCCACCUGCCUGUUGACCCACCUGACCAUCUCAUAUGCCUUUUCCACCUCUCCUAAUGCUUCCAGCCAAGAGAAGUCCUGGAAUAAGAGUUAUCAACCAGUGUGUCUUGUACUGAAUAAUAGAUCACUGGCCAUGGCUGGAACAUCUGUCAACAAAAUGGCUACUUGCCCUGAUCUGAGGUUUGGCUUUACUUCUUUUGCAAAAAAAAAAAAAAAAAAAAAAAAAAAAAGAAAGAAAGAAAAAAAUAACUGUGUGAUAUUUUUGUCUCACCUACUAUACAUACAUUAACACAUAAACCACAUGCAUGUAUUAAUAUAGAGGUGACAAUAAUGUUUUUAUCUCUAAAACAUGAGCAUUUUGAGUGUGGUAUAUGAAACUUGAGCACAGUAUAUGAAACUGAUUAUUUUGAGCAUGUCACCUCAGACAGGUGUGUGUAUGUACACAAGCUCACGUAGUAAAAAAUUCACAUAUAGAGGUGUAUAGAGUCCACAUACAAGUACACACAGCCAGGUGCAAACAUGGAUGCAAAUACCUAGAGACACAUAAACAGACCCAUAUGUAGGGAAAACAAUCAUAACAUGCUCAAACAGAAAGGGAAACAUUUUACAUAGAUAGGCCUAGAUAUUUAGUCAUAAAGACUAUCUGAAUUUCUCAAACCCAAAUUGUUCAAGUUUGAAAGUGGAACAGAAAUAAUAUGUGGGCCAGAAUAGGGUGAAUUCACAUAUCGACCAAGUCCGGAUGAAUAGUUAUCGUCAUUGGAGCCUCUUACUCAUUGACAUUACCACCAUUAUAAGACGGUGAUGGGUUAUCACUACUUUCUCGUUAGCACACAGAGAUGCAGCUGCUGCCAUCUUCACUGUAUAUCUCAGUCACCACAAAUCCAGCCCUCCAUGGGGCACAGCACCUCCCAAGAAUAUCAUCUCCUUCAGUAUAUCUUAUGUUUGUAGUUUACAUUUUCCGUCGUUGCCCCACUUUUUUCUCUUUCUGCCUCACCUAGAGUAUCCCAGCAUGGCAGGAUAUUCAAUUACGUGUGUUUUAAUUAUUCCAUGAUUAAAUAAUUUAAUACACUCUUACCAGAAUAAUUCAGUGUUGUUUUAGGCAUUGAAAAAAUAGCAGUGAAAAAAAAUAAAGAUCCUUUAUUUAUUGACUUUACUGUCUUUUGUGGAGAUACAAGUUAUGUUAGGUGGUAAGUGCUAUGAAGAAAAAUGAAUCAGAACAAGAUAUUCCACCUAGGGUGAUCAGAGAAGGCCUCUCUGAAAAGGUGACAUUUGAGCAGAAAUCAGAUGUAACUAGGAGAACUGAACAUGCAAUUCACUGGGAGAAGGAUGAUCCACGAGCUGUCUGAAAGUAAAAGCCCCAAGAUAGCAGUAUUCCUGCUGUGUUUUAAGAGUAACAAGAAGGUGAUAUAGCUGAAAUGGAUAAAAAGGAGUGGGGAAUGGGAAGGAAGUCAGAGAGAUUGUGAAAAGUUUUAUAGGUCUAGUGAAAACUUUGGAUUUUACUGUGAAUGUAAUAGUCACUGGUGAGUUUUGAGCAAAUAAAUCAAAUCAUUCAAUUUAUCAGUCUGACUUCACAAUGGAGAAUGCACUGUGGGAGAGAAAAACCAGGGAAUCAGAGAAACCAGUUAGGAGGCUUUUAUAAUAGAGAAGUUGAGAAACAGUGGUUUCUUGCACUGGGGUGGGAGCAGGGGAGGUGUUGAGAAGUAGAUUCUGGACUCUAAAGAAUCUCUGUGGACCCAUCCACAGAGAUUUGUGUGCUCAACAAACCCCUUCUGAGCCCCACCAUGGCCAUCAGUAAGAGUGAAGAACAGGCUUACAAACUUUCAAGUGUUUCUAGAAAGCUCACUGCCAAAGACCCCUGCUUCAUGUCCACACCUAUCAAAAAGAAGUCUCAAGAAAUAAAUUACAGUGAAAAUGAAUUUUUUGCCUCCCCAUUUAAUAUGAUUAAGCUUCAUACCCUCUCUGCUACAGCUUGCAUAAAAAGCUCAAGCUAUCCAGGUCAUCUUUUUUAUUUUCAUCACAAUAUGCUCUGAAAAUUCCUUACUUGACUCAUUUUUCUACUCAUUACCAAUUUUCCAAGUCUUUUCAUCCUACCAUUUAGAAGUCAUAACUCAGCAAUAGAAAAACCCACAUAUCUACAACCUUCUUUCUAAAGAUGACUAUACCUUUUUGCUAUCAUGGAGAUCUGGAUGUUCACUGAAGACACUGCUUCUCCAGCAGUGGCUACAUCUUUGUUCCCCUUGAACUUGGAAGUGGAUAGAUGUCAUUCUUGCACCAUCUUGCUGCUUCUCAGCCCUAGUUUUCUGGCUCCAAGAUUAUUUCAUGACCUAUGAAUAUAAUAAUUGUAGCAUAAUACUUGCCUAGUUAACUCAUUAUGGUGAUACUGAACUCUUCACCUAGUCUCUGUUUAGGCAAAGAAAAGCAUACAACUGUGCUGACUAGUUUCAUUUAAACUUAUUAUGAAAAGAAUUAAUUAUUGUCUUAGCAAUCCUAACUGCAUUUUCCCAGUCCAGUAAUUCUCACCAGAAUCUGCACCAGGAUCACCCAGAGGGUGUGUUAAAAUACAGAUUUCUGCGUGACAUUCCAAGGGUGUCUGAUUCAGUAGGUCUACAGUAGCGUUGAAAUCUCUCAUUUCUAAUAAGUUUCCAGGUGGUGCUAAUGCUGUCAGUUUGGAGAUCAUACCUGGAAAUCUACUAUCCUAGUUAACUCACUAAAUUAUUGUUAGUCCAAACUGCAUCAUUUUGUAAACUUCCCACUAUUUUGCAGACCUUGGUCAAACUGAAACAUUUCACAGCGGUUCAGGCUAUGAGAAACAUCCUGCCUAACCACCUGACCACAAGGAGGACAAAGGCCCAACUAAAGUAACAUCCCUAUCAUAUCUUGCUAGGCAAAGGUCCAUUGAACACCACGAUGAUAUCCUACAGAAACAAGGACCAACCGCCUCAUCCUGAGAACACCUUAUCAAUAUCCUGCCAGGCAGCAAGCCAUACUGCUCAGACCACUCGCUCCCAUACCUAUAAACUACCCCAGCCUGUAAGAAGCGGUGGGCUCUGGCAUUAGGCUGGUCCCACACUUCUCUAGGUUUUAUGCUAGAUAUAAAGCCUGCAUUUGCUGUGUUUGUGUGUCUUUCUUUAACCCUUGCCUUCUCUUCGAAACCUAACACUUAUUCUUUCAGAUGAUCAAUUCAUAUCUUGUUUUCUCUUCUCUAAAUCUUAAAAGUUGUGUUUAUUUCAACAAGAAAGACAAUAAUAAUCAGAAGGGACUUCUACCUGUGUCUACCAUGAAAUCAAUCAACUAGCUUACAUCUGUCCCAAUACACUCUGCCUCCCAUGCAUUCUGCUGUCAUGAAUAAACUGUUCAUAUCCCUAAAUCAAGCUCUCCACAUGGGCACUUGCUCCCAAUCUCUCUAACUUAUCUAUUCAAUAACUUAAUAGUUUUCCCUUUCUCAUGCAUCAAUUUUUUCUACUCAUUGGAUUGCUUCCAUCAGGAUAUAAACAUCACACACUAUUCUUAAGACAAAAAAUCUAAAAAGCCUUUAACCCCACAUUCCCACAUAGCUGUCAUCCCCUUUCUUGCAUUUAUAAUACCCUUACUAGAUCUACUUUUUCCCAAACAAUUUGCUUUUAAACACACUCUAAUCAGGCUUCCUUCCUCUACUAUCCUUCCAAAGUUUGUCUCAUCAUGGUCUCCAAUUCUUUAUUUUUUCAAAUCCAGUGGCCAAUUCUCAAUCCUCAUUCUCCUGACCUAGCAGCAUCAUUUGACAUGGCUGGUCACUCUCUCCUUUUUGAAACUCUUCUUCCUUUGGCCUUUCUCUUUUCUCUUUUUUUCUACCUUAUUGUAUUAUUUUUUCUCAGUUUCCUUUGCCAAAUUCUUCUGAUCUUCCAGAUUUCUAAAUGUUAUAGAGCCACAAAACUCAGAUUUUAAAAUCUCUAUCAUUUUGCCUGUAUGCACUAACUAGCUAAUCUAAACCAGUCCAUGAUGUUAAGCACCCUUUGAAUGCUAAUAAACUCUGGACUUAUAAUAUUCAA
Messenger RNA from Macaca mulatta (Rhesus monkey), 6427 nucleotides. The record is from RefSeq and is a predicted model, not a curated record. Lineage: Eukaryota; Metazoa; Chordata; Mammalia; Primates; Cercopithecidae.